ACGACAGUCACGUUCUGGAUAGGUCAAACUGAGGACCCUCAAUCGAGGAGCUCGAAGCCGGAGCUCCUUCUGGCGAUGUCGACUGGUAUCAAAACGUCAGUCACUGGCCGAAACCCCCGUUGUGUCCGGCUUAUCCCGCGAAUUCAUUUGUAAACACAAAAGUCGAGGAUGGGCAUAUUCCUUACACAUUUACACAUACCCCUUCACGUAUCGACUACAUUCCGCAUACAGUAGUACUCCCCUUUGCGUCUGUAGCUACAUCGACAUUAUAUAUCUGCUCCCCAGACCAUGAGCUCGGUCGACUCUCCUAUCCGGCCACUGGCUCUAUGCCUGCAACCCGCAUGCGUCAAGCAUCGCUGGAUACGGACCUCGAACGCUUCCCAUAUCUACGAACGACCCGAACGCAUUCGGGCAGUCUUGCUAGGAGCUGCUGCUGCCGUCUCUCGUCUGGAAGCAGAGGUCACUUCGGAAGAACAAGCCGAGGGCGGUGGUGGAUUGGAUCAUAAUGAGCAGCAGGAUGAGGAGGACAGGAGGAAAAGGGAAGAAACGCCAGACGUUUCAGACAUGCUAGGCAACCUCAACCUAUCCGGGUCGACCCCGCAAAGGCCUAUCAAAGCCGGAACCGAAGCCGCACCUACGACUGCUUCACCGUACCUCUAUAUCCCCCCUCCCGAAUCCACGCAACCCGCCUCCGCUACCACUCAACCUCGUCUACUCCAGACCCAUCCGGCACUCCAGGUCGUGCAUUCUUCCCUGGCCGACCACAACCAUACUCUGCUGGAUCUCGCUCUUGCCCCUCAGGAUCGAUCUCAAUCCACUGUCUCGUCUUCUGCGCUCUUUGCGCAAUCCCCUUAUCUGAAACAACUGACCACCUGGGCACUGGAAGCACCGGAAAAGAUAAAAAAGGGGGAAUGCGAGAUCCCGAGCAGGUAUUACCCGGUUCCGUCUAUAUCAACCGCACAAGGGGAAGAUGGUAAAAUGGGAGUGGAGGCGGAUCUGGGAAUAGAAUUGAACCAGAACGAUCUGUACCUGGCCCCGGGGAGCGUCGAGGCGAUCGAGGGAUGUGUUAAGACGGUCUGCCAAGCGAUGGACCUCGUCUGCACCCCAGGUACUGCGUCCAACCCACCUGCCGACACCGUCCUUCCAAUCUCUGCUGGGCUCAGCACCAGCCCGAGCCCUUAUGCAGGUGCAUUCUGUGUGAUCAGACCGCCGGGACAUCAUUGUGCUCAGGAUGUCCCCUCCGGAUUCUGCUAUGUCAACAAUGCCGCUGUUGCGGCCAUGCACGGUUAUCUGCGGCACGAUCAGGACAGGACCAUAUUCAUCGAUAUCGACCUGCAUCACGGCAACGGCACGCAGUCAAUCGUCAUGGGAUUGAACGAGGCUAGUCACGCCGACGAUCUCUUGAUUGCCGGUGGGAAACCUCUAGUACCGAUGACGCCUGGAGAGGUGGCUGCGGGGAGGAGGAAGAGGAAUUGGAAAGGGUUCUACGGGAGUGUGCAUGAUAUCUGGAGUUAUCCUUGCGAGGAUGGCGAUCUCGAUUUGAUCAAGGACGCCUCAGUCAAGAUCGCGGCGCACGGACAGUACAUCGACAACAUCCACCUCGAGCCUUACGAUUCGGAAGAUGACUUUUACACCCGGAUAUACCCCAAGUACAUGGCCUUGUUGGCGAGUGCAGAGCGGUUCGUCAGAGAAACUGAGGCUUCGCCUGACCGUACGACGGUGGUCGUUAGCGCUGGGUUCGACGCUUGCGAACACGAAUAUCAAGCCAUGUCCCGGCAUGAGCGACGAGUGCCGACAUCGUUCUUUGCGAAGAUCACGCGCGACAUCCGCGCAUUCGCCGACAAGUACGCUAACGGCAAGCUGGUCUCCGUCUUGGAAGGCGGGUACAGUGACAAGGCCUUGACGAGUGGAGCGUUGUCGCAUGUAGCCGGGUUCUUCGGUGAGAAACCCUCGCAAGCCUCUUGGUGGAACGAGGAGAACCUUGAAAGUCUGGAGAGGUCGACAAAGCGGAAGAAGAAUGGCGUGUUGUUACCGCUAGACAGCGAGUCUAGAUCUGACACUCAUCUCUCGCGGACGAGAGCCUUGUUGGAAGGAUUCGAGAGGGCGGGAGUGACCGGAUCUGAAACGAAGUUGGAUAUGUCACCCGCCUCGACACCUCGUAUGACACUUCGUGAGCGUAAAAAGACGGAACCAUGGACGCCCACUGCUACGCCUCGCAACGUGGGGCGAUCGAGAGGCAAGACCGAUGUCACCAGUCCUCCCGAUGCUCCCUCGUCGCCAGUACAAAUGUCGAACAGCAGCGUGGUCGAGGACAUCGUCGAUCAACUCGACAACAUGAAAAUUAAAGCCGCCCUACCGACUACGCCGCAAUCCCAGCCCAAGUUGCGCGGUCUUGACAAGGACAGCGAAGAGGUGCGGUAUUCUAAAACAUUGGCGUACAUGCUGCGUCAUGGAGCCGAAAAGGAAAGGCUACCAAUGCGAAAGGAUGGCUAUGUACGGGUUGUCGACAUGGUCUGUAUACAGCUAUCCCGUUCUACCGCUUGCUAGAGCUCGCUGACAUCCGUUACUUGCCGUCUCAGCUAAACCAUCCGA
Messenger RNA from Filobasidium floriforme, 2592 nucleotides. Its product is annotated as histone deacetylase domain-containing protein. Gene Ontology annotation, molecular function: histone deacetylase activity; transferase activity. The transcript has 11 exons. Bases 289 to 2547 code for a protein of 752 amino acids. The record is from RefSeq and is a predicted model, not a curated record. Gene Ontology annotation, cellular component: nucleus. Lineage: Eukaryota; Fungi; Basidiomycota; Tremellomycetes; Filobasidiales; Filobasidiaceae.